AUGCCUCCGACACCGCUAAACCCACCAGACAAGGCGCAGGGGUGGGGGGGAUGGGCAGAGAUCCCGAGUCAUCUCAACCAAGUCACCGGUCAUGACCGGACUGCCCACUACCGCCAUAACUCACCACACAUGGACCUCCACAUCCUGCUGGUUCCUGCUUAUCCCUCCCUCAAUGCGGUUAAUCCACCUCUCAUUUCCAGACUCCUUUCAAUUCGUGUCGAGCUUGCUUUGGCAGGUUCGAACAGCUGUGCCGACACUAUUGCGCACCCAAAUAGACAGCGGCCUCAAACUUCCACAACAUCAGAGCAUCCGUCGCCGGCAGUUCAGCAACGUGGUCGAGCUCAUACUGGAGAGACGACCCACACGACCGUCGAGCGAUUCGACGCAAGUCAGUCCGGGAGAACCCAGUUAACGCCGUCUCUACCGACCAGAGGGUUUCUACCGUCACAACCAGAUAGCGCCAAUCAAGCGAUCGAAGGCGACACGCUCCCGCACCGUCCAUCCGCCUGGUCUCAUUUGGGACAGGGUUUGUCAGAAGCGGCGGUUUUGGACAGCCCUCUCCUGCAGCGCCAAGGAAUGGCAACCCAAGUGGUGCAGCGCCACCCUUUACAGAAUCCGUCAUCGUCAAUGGUUUAUCCAAACGACACGUCUGCAAUGUAUUCAACCUUGGAUCACAUGGCAGCAACACAAGCUUCAUACCGGCCAGUGGCCUAUCAACAACAAAUAUACAUGCCAUCGCCACAGGUCAUCUCACCGGACUUAAGGUACCACCGCCGGUCGUCCAACUCGCCACAGGCAGGCGUCGGCCUACCAGCAGCGGUACGAGACCGUACCCCAAUACGACACCAGAGGACCGGCGUGUCACGGAACCGCAGUCGCGGGCACGCCCGAGACGACAUGCUUCUUGCAUACACACCCGACCAGAAUCGACUCCUACAUUCGCAGUCUGCACCUGCGGUACCUGUAUCACAGGUUCACGGCGCCUCAUCAAUGGGAGCAGUGUACAACAUGCCUACGUUUGGAGCAGUGCCAUCACUCGGACCCUACCACGGCCAAGGAGGGUUUUUCGACUCCUCGAUGAUGCAACCUUCACGUCAUGACGAAACCCCCGACUUUUCAUUGACACCAGGCGAUGUACAAUCUUAUUACAUGAUGGGAGAAGGAUCUUCACACGGCUCGACAGUCGGCUUAUCGGGACCCAACUCACCCAGUCCCCUGUACAUGUCUGCGCAGUUAGCUCAACCGCAACAAGGAACCCCUUCAAUCCAAGGAAUGCCUCUACACGGAUACUCGAAUCUACCACUAACUCUCGAGUCGUCACCAGCCGAGCUGGAGGUGAUGCCGUCGCGACCGAAACCACAAUGCUGGGACCACGGAUGCAACGGACGACAGUUUUCCACGUUCAGUAACCUUCUACGCCACCAGAGAGAAAAGAGUGGAAGUGCGAUCAAAGCUACCUGUCCCCACUGUGGGACAGAGUUUACGAGAACCACGGCGCGAAAUGGACACAUGUCUGGAGGCAAAUGUAAAGGCAAGGCAGACGCAGAAGCGUCGAAUCUGGUAUAA
Molecule: messenger RNA, 1566 nt
Organism: Exophiala mesophila
Lineage: Eukaryota; Fungi; Ascomycota; Eurotiomycetes; Chaetothyriales; Herpotrichiellaceae
Exons: 4
Coding region: 1-1566 (521 amino acids)
Source: RefSeq, a predicted model, not a curated record